AUGAAAGUUCUGAAGUUCCCCUGGUUAGUCCACAAGGAAGAAUCCCGGAAGUAUGAAGUGUAUACAGUGGAUGUUAGUCCCGAUGGAGAAAGAGUAGCUACAGGUGGAUUGGAUGGUAAAAUAAGAAUUUGGUCCAUAAAAUCCAUACUUAAAGUUGUCAAAUUACAAGCUAGUGAUAACAGUUUGACUGCAAAUAAUAUUCCCGAAGACUUAAUGAGGCCCUUAGCAAGUAUGAGUAGACAUACAGGUUCCGUAACGUGCCUUAAAUUCUCUCCCGACGGCAAGUAUCUAGCAAGUGGUUCAGAUGACAGGAUCUUAUUGAUUUGGGCUAUGGACGAAGAACAGCUCAAUCAGCCAGUAUUUGGAUCUGAGCAUGAUAAGGAGCACUGGACUGUCAGAAAAAGGUUGGUUUCGCAUGAUAAUGAUAUUCAAGAUAUUGCAUGGGCUCCAGACUCAAGUAUAUUAGUAACAGUUGGGCUUGAUAGAUCGGUAAUAAUCUGGAGUGGUAUCACUUUUGAAAAGCUGAAAAGAUUUGACGUUCAUCAGUCUCAUGUUAAAGGUAUCAUAUUUGAUCCGGCAAAUAAAUAUUUUGCAACGGCUUCUGAUGAUAGGACUUUGAAAAUAUUCAGAUAUCACAAGUCUCAUGAUAUGUCAUUCACUGUGGAGCAUGUAGUAAGUGAGCCUUUCCUUGCAUCUCCAUUGACGACGUACUAUAGGCGACUGUCGUGGUCACCUGAUGGUGAACAUAUAGCUGCCCCAAACGCUACUAACGGGCCUGUCACCUCGGUUUGUAUCAUUAACAGAGGUACAUGGGAAAGUAACGUCAGUUUAAUAGGUCAUGAAGCACCAACUGAGGUUGUUAGGUUUAAUCCUAGACUAUUUGAGGUCAAAGACGAUUCUACUACCAAGAAGGCUAAUAAUACUGGCACGCAAGAGGAUAACGAUGAGGGAAAAGUUAGUCAAACUAAAGAAACAAACAUUGAUUCAGUUAUUGCCAGUGCAGGUCAAGAUAAAACGUUGGCUAUCUGGAGUACACGUAAGGCAAGGCCCAUAUUUGUUGCAUACGAUAUUGCUAACAAGUCUAUAACGGAUCUCGCCUGGAAUCCAAAGGGAAACAUUUUAUUCAUAACCUCUCUGGAUUCUUCUAUCACGGUUAUACUUUUUGAAGAUAAUGAGCUAGGUAAAGUAAUCCCAUUAAACAAGAAUAUGGAACAACUUCAUCGUUAUGGUGUCGACAAAGACUCCUACGACUACCCUGAGAGUAUAAAGCAGCUUGAACUUGAGAACUUUUCAAAGGAAGUAAAGAAAAAGGAUACGGAUGGGAACCUAAAACCAUCAGUUAAUAUACAAGACGCAGUUGCGCCACAUGAAACAAGUACUUUGAAUGUUGGACAAGCAGGAACGGUUUCUAAGAGUGAAACCAUAAACAUUCUAAUACCCAAGAAAAAGAAAGACGUGAAACUGAACAAAAUGGUACUCAAAGAUGGCAAGAAAAGGGUAACACCUACCUUAAUAACAGCAGCUGUGAAAACUUCCGCGACAGCUAGUAUACCGGACUUUACAUCAAAAGCUAAGCCCGGAUUGUUACAGAAUAAUAUAAAAUCCUCAUUUACAUCGACUUCAUCAAUAUCAGGCACAUCCAAGAAUGGAUUGCCGAAGCAUUUAGAAAGUAAAGUGAGUGUCUCGUCUGUCCCCAUUCCGAGGUUGGGCCUGCAUACACUUAUUAUGGGUACUAGGGAAAGAACAAAGGAUGUUUUCUACAAAGAAGAAGCAGGCCUCCCCGAGUCAAAGGAUAUUAUUGCUAAUAAUGGUAAUAUGUUAAAUUAUGAUGGUGAUACAUCGGAAGAGUUUUUACUUACUUUGAAUUCGAAGCUGUCACCAGAAAAGGUGUGGGGAGAUGAGCCAAAUACCAGAUACAUUGAAAAUUCUGGGGUUAUUCCAGAUAGAGAUGCGGUUGUUUUGAAUAGCGGUAGCUUGUCUGAGUUUUUUACACUAGAAGUACGUAAUGGUGUAGAGCGUGCAAUACAAUUUGAUAAAGAAGCUAUGCUUGAUAACCCUACUAGAAUUUUGGGGUAUUUUAAAGGUAAGCGUGCCAUUGAGCUGUUUAUUCCUGAGGUUGUCAUAUGUGCAAUUGGUUCGGUGCAGUGUAAACGAUGGUGUCUAGCUACUGCUACUGGCUCCAUAUAUAUUAUUGGAGGUAGUGGGCAGUACAAAAUGCCAAAAAUCAGUUUAGGCCAUAAAGUUAUCAAAUUUGUAUGUUACCAAAAGUACCUUAUUGCACUUACAGAAAGAGGACUAUUUUUUAUCUGGGACUUACUUGCAAUGAAAUCAGUUGAUAAGAAUAUUCCAAUUCUGCCUAUAUUGGGAAACGAUCCAGUUCAAGGACACCGAGUUAGAAUAAAUAAAAGUAUCAGAAACAUUAGUAUAGAUUCACAUGAUGAGUCACUACUUGUAGAGCUUUCAAACCCUCCUAGACAUAAGUUUAGGUGGGUAAAGAACUUGGGUUGUUGGACAGAGCUAGAAAGCUAG
Kazachstania africana CBS 2517 is the source of this 2529-nucleotide messenger RNA. RefSeq names its product Hir1p (gene HIR1). The transcript has a single exon. Bases 1 to 2529 code for a protein of 842 amino acids. Gene Ontology annotation, cellular component: nucleus; HIR complex. Gene Ontology annotation, biological process: regulation of DNA-templated transcription; DNA-templated transcription; chromatin remodeling. The record is from RefSeq and is a predicted model, not a curated record. NCBI's taxonomy places the organism in Eukaryota, Fungi, Ascomycota, Saccharomycetes, Saccharomycetales, Saccharomycetaceae. Gene Ontology annotation, molecular function: nucleosome binding; protein binding.